Meyerozyma guilliermondii ATCC 6260 is the source of this 369-nucleotide messenger RNA. It is a transcript of the gene MRP17, whose product is annotated as mitochondrial 37S ribosomal protein bS6m. The record is from RefSeq and is a predicted model, not a curated record. Gene Ontology annotation, biological process: translation. Lineage: Eukaryota; Fungi; Ascomycota; Pichiomycetes; Serinales; Debaryomycetaceae. Bases 1 to 369 code for a protein of 122 amino acids. Gene Ontology annotation, molecular function: small ribosomal subunit rRNA binding; structural constituent of ribosome. Gene Ontology annotation, cellular component: mitochondrial small ribosomal subunit; ribosome. The transcript has a single exon.
AUGUACUACGAGUUGUUGGCCAUAUCCAGAAUUCUGGAUCCACAGCAGAUGGCAAAGGAGGCCAAGAAGAUCGUUUCCACCAUCGGAAAGUUGAUUUUGAACAACAGAGGAGUGAUACGCGAUGUCACCAGUAUGGGUCCAAGAGUUCUUCCAAAGGUAAUUUCCAAAGAUCAAGAAAGACAUUUUCAAGGAUAUCAUUUUCUUAUGGGAUUCGACGUGUCUUCAAGUGUACAGCAGGAGUUGUUGAGAACACUUCGCAGAGAUCCCAGAGUGCUUCGUGCCAACAUAAUUCGUCAUGAUUUGGCCAAUAAAUUGUCGCCAGGAACCUCUUACCAACGAGCUUAUAAUAGUAUCCCCAAACAGGUGUAA